Messenger RNA from Nicotiana tabacum (common tobacco), 1481 nucleotides. NCBI's taxonomy places the organism in Eukaryota, Viridiplantae, Streptophyta, Magnoliopsida, Solanales, Solanaceae. The record is from RefSeq and is a predicted model, not a curated record.
AUUUUCCUCAACAAAUUCAAAAUCCCCAACUGACAUCCCUCUCUCUGCACAUCACAAAAUGGUUAAAUCCAAAAAAUCCUUUUCAAAUCUCCAUUUAUGAUAUCUCUCCUUCAGGCCAACGCACUAUUUCAUCCGUAUCUUCUAUCCGGCUCGGCGGAACCCUACACAGGUGGCGGCGGACAGCAAGGCAAUUUCUCCGGCCUCAUUCAAAACCCUAAGUAUAAAUAAAACCCUAGCUACUCUCAUUGUUAACAUGGCCGGGGGACCAAUGCGGGAGCAAGCUCUACCGCUACUCGCAGCCGCUAAUAACCAUGGUGAUUUGACAGUAAAGCUAUCUUCGUUGAAGCAACUGAAAGAUAUACUGUUAUCAGCUGAGCCAUCACAUGUUGCUGAGCUUUUCCCUUAUUUAAUUGACCUUAAGUCAUCGCCCCAAAGUCUCGUUCGCAAAUGCCUCAUUGAGGUAAUUGAGGCGGUUGGGAUGAAAGCAAAAGAGCAUUCGUUGGUGUUAAUGCCCGUGUUAUUCACAUGUUUAAAAGAUACGAGUUCUAUGGUGACAAAGCAAUCAAUUGUAUCUGGCAUGAAAAUCUAUUGUGGCGUGUUGGAGGAAUUAUCAUAUCAGUUUCAUCGGCAUGGUAUAGUUGAGAGGUGGCUUGAUGAGCUCUGGACAUGGAUGGUCAAGUUCAAGGAUGCUGUCUUUGGCUUUCUUUUUGAGGUAGGCCCAAUUGGUACAAAACUGCUGGCAUUGAAGUUUCUCGAAACAUAUAUUUUACGUUUCACACCGGAUACAAAUGAUUCUGAAAAAUAUGUAGCACAAGCUAAACAUGGACGGAGUUUUAAUAUUUCAUGGGUAGUUGGUCAUCACCCUGUUCUUGAUCCGGCUGUUCUUACAUCAGAUGCCAAAAAUACUGUUGGCACUCUAUUGGAUUUAUUGCGCUCAGCUAGUUCUCUCCCUGGUUUACUAACCAUUUCUGUAAUUAAUAGAAGUGGAGUAGAUAGUUUUUGACAACAAAUUGGUGUGACAUCAAUGAAAUGAUCUUUGAGUUAUCAUGAAAAAACAUGCUUUGAAAGAAUAAACUGCUUAAGAGCAAGCAUGAGCCCAGCUUUUUAACGUGGAGUUAAAAUGGCAUUUUGCUUGGAAUGCUGAACUGAUGGUUCAGAUAACUGAUCUAAAAGUUAGCUGGUUUCCACAAGAUUGACAGAUGGUAGGGCAGAUUAAGCGGUGGAUAAUUUGGUCACAUCAUUUGCAAUAAGAACUCUUUGGACAAGCUAUUAACCAAGCAUUGUACAUUUUCGGAGACAACAUUAAAGUUUAGCAAAUUUUGAUCUUUUUAGUUGUACAUACUACAUCGUUACCUUGUAGUGUCCAUGACAAGUAUUGGUUGAUAAUGUAUUGCUAUAUUUUGUAACAUUGAAACUCUUCUUAUUACCCAGAUAAUCAAAUUUUUCGACAGGGUUUUCUCCCUGGAUAAACCUUCUGUUGU